Linderina pennispora is the source of this 705-nucleotide messenger RNA. RefSeq lists its product as uncharacterized. The record is from RefSeq and is a predicted model, not a curated record. The transcript has a single exon. The coding region runs from base 196 to 561 and encodes 121 amino acids. Lineage: Eukaryota; Fungi; Kickxellomycota; Kickxellomycetes; Kickxellales; Kickxellaceae.
CUUGUUCUGGCUGCUGAAAGUAAUAUGCGCUGUUUUUGGAUGGCCGGCGCUGGGGUGGGGGCUAGCUUAUUUCCCUAACAGAGCAAAGUGCUGAUAUAAACACGAAGAAAAACAAAAAGGUACAAACGCGCGCAGAAGAAGAAAUCAGCAUCUGUACCACAGCCGCCUUUAUACAGCGCCUGGCGUCACUGAUGCAUGGGCGCAACUGGCCGAUCCGCAAUGCCGCCCAGCCGUCCACCUCCAAGCGCUCGGAGAGCUGCCUGUUGGGGGCCGGCUAUGAACGUAGGGACCCCGUGUAAUCUCUUGUUUCCUCCCCGUUCUCCACCAAUCCGCACUUGCAUGCGCCAGGUAUGUCUGCUGAUGGCAUAUCUCGCCUUUCCUCUGCUUCCAUCUACAUACGCGUGUCCCAAUUGCCAGCGCGCAACCCGUCGAUGUGCCAAUGUCCGCCCAGACAUCUAUGCACGCCAAGCCCUUGCCGCCUCAUGCCCAAUGAUAUCGCACCUAUACGCUUCUGCUGUCGAAAGCCAGGGAAAAAGGCCAGCAGAACCGGCAGUAGUAUAGCGCCUGCCCUUGUUCACCCUCUCCUGCCGCACACACGCCAUUGAGGGAAAACAAAACAAACAGCCUUUGCAUUUUUGUUUUUCAGGUUUUUGCCACACAACCCCCGAUGCCCGCGCUCUGCCUUGUCCCUUGUCAGUUUCCAUC